CGACUAGUAACCUACUUUCCACCUUUCAAAAUUUCAAACCCCCAUUGUUGUGUUCCCAAAUUUCGCCAUCUCAGAAGAAGAAUCUCAAUCUCCAAUGGCGACGAUUGAGCAACAACAGCUCAAGGACCAACGUCUCCGAGGGCAGGACCGAGAAGUUGAAGAAGAACUAGAAAGAGACGACGAUUAUAAUGUAGGCGGCGAGCGAUCAGAAUCCGAUUCAUCUGACCUAGAUUGCUGCGAUUCGGACUCCGAUUCCAGUUACAACGCUUUGGACGAGACGAAUCGCAAGCUCUCUUCCCUUUCCAUAAGGAAGAAAUCUCGGACACGCCUUGCGAGAGAUUGUGGAGUGGAAGGGAACUCUAGGGAGAUUGAGGUGAAUGGGGAUGUGGUUGCUAAAUUGGUGGAAGCUGGGGAUGUUGAGAAGCUGAAACUAGACCAAUGUAAAGCUUACUUGAGGAAGCAUGGACUGCGAUUGAGUGGCUGCAAAAGCACGCUCAUUCAACGCAUUAAGGAGCAUCAAGAGAUUUCUGGUGGUAGAGGCGAGGAAAAGUAUCCCCUGUCCAGCUUUGUAGUAAAUUGUAAAGGUGACGCGUGCAUGGGUGAUAUCGUUUUGUUUGAACAAACUGUGUAUGACAUGUAUAAUGUUGCAUCACGGAGUGCCAGUGGUCCUCCCUGUGGCAAGAGAACUGUUGCAGGGAGAAUUGUGAAAGAGAGCUACGGUGCAGCCAAGCAACAGCAUACUUUUACGGUGGAGGUCUUGUGGAGCAAAGGCGAAAAGCCACUCCCUCCACUUCAUCCCCUCCUCAUUAAAGGUCGGAAUUUGUACAGAUUGAAGACCUUGAGACAGAAAUGGAAAGAUGAAGAAGAACGGACUAGAGUUCUGAUGGAAAAGCACUCAAGGGGCUCUCUUGCUAGAUCUGAUAGAGAAAUCAGAAUCGGAGUGAAAGACAAGAAGAAACAAAUGGUGAAAAAGGGAAGGGUCUCGAGGAAGAAUCCAAAUGAGAACCACCCUGAUUCAGUAAUGGUGGAUUUGACAGUCCAACAUUCUAGUGUAGUUGCUAACUCAGAAGCUAUGGCAACUCUUGGAAAAAAUUCUGGGAAGGGAACAAAUCAAGAUCUGACAUUGGCAGCAUCCAUCCAACCUCCACGUUUUCGAGCAGCCACUCAUGCAGCUCACAUGGAAGUCAAACCUGAGAAGGCUACAGUUCUACACCCUAAUUCAGGACAGUCCAAUGGCAAUGACACUAUUGUAAAGGAAGAAAGUAGUAGACAUCAGAACUCAUAUUACCCUCAAGAAGAUUCAAUCCGGCAUCAAAACUCCAGGAUAUCUCUUCCCAAGUCAAGUAAGGUAAUAAUACCUCAAGCUGGCCUGCCUAGGAACCAAACCCAGAAGCAUGAAAGUCACAGGCGAGAUCAAGUUCCUCUAGACUCCGUGAUGUAUUCUGAUGUUUUCAGCAUGCAGAGGAAUUACGACCGUUCUUGUUUUGAUAAGUAUCAACACAUGAGUUUUAGGAGGGAAAUGUCCCCGACUAAAAACUAUGACAGGAGCUUCAGGAGGGAACUGUCGGCUGCAAACUAUAACAGACAACCUUUUUCACUACUGGAUAAUGGCCUUCCACGAAUGCCGUACCAUGGACAACGAAUCAACCGUAAACUAGAACUAUAUUUGGCCUACAUUAGAGAAGGGCAGGGCCGUACUCUGAGGACUCUCCACCUACAUCAGUCCUAUUCUUUGUUUUCUUCUGAUCACAGCCAUGAAAGCCCUGGAAGUAGGUGUUGCAGGUGCUUUUGUCCCUAUCAUGCAACUCCCCAGUUGGAUUACAGUCCUGCCACCAUCACUGUUGUGGAAGAGAUUGAGGGGCCGGUACUAUAUGGGUUGGCUGCAAAGGGAGAACAAGGGGCGAGGGAAGUGAUUCAGACGAUGAAGAAUGAGUUCGAGCUCACGAUGGCGCUUGCUGCUGUCCUAGCAUCAAUGACAUUACAAGGAGCCAUAACCGAUUCUGUCUUCUUCUAA
Messenger RNA from Linum tenue, 2014 nucleotides. The record is from the annotation of a GenBank genome assembly. Lineage: Eukaryota; Viridiplantae; Streptophyta; Magnoliopsida; Malpighiales; Linaceae.